Molecule: messenger RNA, 1250 nt
Organism: Racocetra persica
Lineage: Eukaryota; Fungi; Glomeromycota; Glomeromycetes; Diversisporales; Gigasporaceae
Source: the annotation of a GenBank genome assembly
AAUCAAAUCAAGAUGACCAUCGUUUCUUGAUUUCUAAAGGCGCAUUAGAUGAAAUGUUGUCUUGUUGUAGUCAUGUUUAUAUUGGAAAAGGAAAUGACUUUUCUGAUGGAAUUUUCCCUAAUACCGACGUCAUCCCUUUAAAUCCUGACAUUUUAGAGUCCAUUAGGAAUUUGAACACUGAUCUUAAUAAUGAUGGUUUAAGAGUUAUAGCAGUUGCAUUUAAACGUAUGAAAGAACGUGUAGAAUUUUCUAUAGCUCAUGAAAGUGAUUUAAUUCUUGUUGGACUUUGUUUCUUCUUGUAUCCACCUAAACAAAGUGCUAAACCUGCUAUAGAAGAAUUGAUGAAAUAUAAUGUUGAAGUUAAAGUUCUUACAGGAGAUUCACCUGUUGUUUGUCGAAAAGUGUGUGAGGAAAUAAAUCUUCCAAUAAAAUCAAUUGUAACAACUACUGAUCUUGAAGGCCUUGAUGAUACUCAAUUAGAAGACAUUGCUGAAAAAGCUACAAUAUUUGCCAAAUUAACUCCCUUACAAAAGGCUAAUAUUGUUAAUGCCUUGAAAAGACGUAAUCAUAUUGUAGGUUUCUUGGGAGAUGGAAUAAAUGAUGCACCAGCAAUCCGUGAAAGUGAUGUCGGGAUUAGUGUUGAUGAGGGAACUGACAUUGCUAAAGAAUCUGCAGACAUUAUUUUACUUGAAAAAAGUCUUAUGGUACUUUCUUAUGGUGUGAUUCGUGGAAGAUUGACAUAUGGAAAUACUAUUAAAUAUAUCAAAAUGGCUAUUUCUUCAAAUUUUGGAAAUGUGUUUAGUCUUAUGGUGGCAUCUUUUUGGUUACCUUUCCUCCCUAUGGCUCCUAUUCAUGUAAUCGUGCAAAAUCUUUUGUAUGAUUUUUCUCAGAGUACUAUUCCUUGGGAUCGAAUGGACCCUGAUUUUUUGGUUCAUCCAAAACGAUGGGCUACAAAAGGAAUUUUUAGGUUCAUGGUAUUUAUUGGACCAGUGAAAACGGGGUGGUUCGUUGAAGGUUUGCUCACUCAAACAUUGAUAGUCCACGUGAUUCGAACGCCAAAAAUUCCGUUUAUACAAUCAACAGCGUCAUUACCGGUUCUUUUGAGUAUUCCAGUUAUAAUGCUGAUUGGAAUCGCUAUACCAUUUUCACCAUUAAAUGUCUUUGUAAGCAUGACUCCAUUGCCAGGAUUUUAUUUCCUUUAUCUUCUUUCGGUUUUGGUUGGAUAUCUUACACUUACUAGUUUUGUCAAG